Molecule: messenger RNA, 402 nt
Organism: Staurois parvus
Lineage: Eukaryota; Metazoa; Chordata; Amphibia; Anura; Ranidae
Source: the annotation of a GenBank genome assembly
AACAUAUACACUAUACACUAUAUUGCCAAAAGUAUUGGGCCAGCCCUCCAAAUCAUUGGAUUCAGGUGUUCCAAUCACCUCCAUGGCCACAGGUGUAUAAAAUCAAGCCCCUAGGCAUGCAGACUGCUUCUACAAACAUUGGUGAAAAAAAUGAAUCGCUCUCAGGAGCUCAGUGAAUUCAAGCGUGGUACCGUGAUAGGUUGCCACCUGUGCGAUAAGUCCAUCCCUGAAAUUUCCUUACUACUAAAUAUUCCACGGUCAACUGUUAGUGGUAUUAUAACAAAGUGGAAGCAACUGGGAACAACAGCAACUCAGACACCAUGUGGUAGGCCACGUAAAAUGACAGAGCGGGGUCAUCACAUGCCGAAGCGCACAGUACGCAGAAGUUGCCAACUGUCUGCA